Molecule: messenger RNA, 5607 nt
Organism: Scleropages formosus (Asian bonytongue)
Lineage: Eukaryota; Metazoa; Chordata; Actinopteri; Osteoglossiformes; Osteoglossidae
Gene: top2b
Product: DNA topoisomerase II beta
Exons: 36
Coding region: 487-5334 (1615 amino acids)
Biological process (GO): DNA topological change; sister chromatid segregation; resolution of meiotic recombination intermediates
Cellular component (GO): nucleus
Molecular function (GO): DNA binding; ATP binding; DNA topoisomerase type II (double strand cut, ATP-hydrolyzing) activity
Source: RefSeq, a predicted model, not a curated record
GCGCACCUGAUUGGCUGCUUUCAGCUGGAGCGGAUCGUCGCCGUACCGACGCUGGAGCCGGACGGGAGGCAGCGGCGCUCUUAUUGUUCCCCGAAUGAACCCCGGAGCGUGGAAACAAGUUGUUUGAAACCUCAUUAAAAUAUUUUUUUUUUUUUUUUCUUCGUAAGAACCAACAUGAAGCUGUUUAAUUGAACAUUUUGUACAGUGUUUAUGCCCGACCGGUCUGCCUACCUUCCGAGGGAAGUCCAGGCCUCAAGCCUCGUCGCUCGAGUUUAACAAUAACCGCCACAGUCUCACGUCGACCCGGAGCUCCGAGGCCGACCUGGCGCUUUAAAACGAAGCUCUUCAGAGAAAGCAGUCGGAUAUUAAUCAGCUUGUGAUUUCUAAUGGAGUUAAUUUAUUAAAAUAAUUUUUCUUGACCUUUGUUUGAAAGCAACAAAGUGGAGUAGUUUUUAAAAUAGAGGUGAAAUUCAACACAAAAGGAACAUGUCUAACGGUGCCACGGGGAGCGGCGGUCUAACCUGGGUGACCCUCUUUGAUAAGAACAAUGCUGCCAAAAAGGAAGAGGCGAAUGGACGGAGCGAUGCCACCAGAAAUGAAGGUCCCAAAAAGGACGUCUCCAAGAAAAUGUCAGUGGAACGUGUUUACCAAAAGAAGACCCAGCUCGAGCACAUUGUGCUCCGCCCAGACACCUAUGUCGGGUCUAUACAGCCCAUUACUCAGCCAAUGUGGGUUUUCGAUGAAGAUGUUGGUAUGAAUUUGCGAGAAAUCACCUACGUCCCUGGAUUAUACAAAAUCUUUGAUGAAAUUCUUGUGAAUGCAGCUGACAACAAACAGAGGGAUAAGAACAUGUCUUCCAUUAAAAUCACCAUUGACCCGGAGUCAAACACAAUCUCCAUAUGGAACAAUGGGAAAGGAAUCCCUGUGGUGGAACACAAAGAAGAAAAAAUGUAUGUCCCUGCACUUAUCUUUGGCCACCUCCUCACAUCCAGCAAUUAUGAUGAUGAUGAGAAGAAGGUCACUGGUGGAAGGAAUGGCUAUGGAGCAAAGCUCUGUAACAUUUUCAGUACAAAGUUCACAGUGGAAACAGCCUGCAAGGAAUACAAGCACAGCUUCAAACAGACCUGGACGAACAACAUGACCAAAACCAGCGAACCCAAAAUUAAGUACUUCGAUGGGGAUGACUUCACGUGUGUUACAUUCCAGCCUGAUCUGGCAAAGUUCAACAUGGAAAAGUUGGACAAGGACAUUGUGGCCUUGCUUACCCGAAGGGCCUAUGAUGUUGCAGGCUCUUGCAAGGGUGUCAAAGUCAUUUUCAAUGGAAAGAAACUGCCUGUAAAUGGUUUCCGCAGUUAUGUGGACCUAUACGUGAAGGAUAAACUGGACGAAACAGGCGUGCAGCUGAAGGUAGUGAACGAGGUGGUAAAUGACCGCUGGGAGGUGUGCCUCACCAUGAGCGAGAAGGGCUUCCAACAGAUCAGUUUUGUCAACAGCAUCGCGACCACCAAGGGUGGCAGACACAUUGAUUAUGUUGUGGACCAGAUAGUGGCCAAGCUCAUUGAAGUGGUGAAGAAGAAAAACAAGGCAGGAGUCUCAGUGAAACCAUUCCAGGUAAAGAAUCACAUCUGGGUGUUUGUGAACGCCUUGAUCGAGAAUCCAACAUUUGACUCCCAGACUAAGGAGAACAUGACGCUCCAAACAAAGCUUUUUGGGUCAAAAUGCGUGCUGUCUGAGAAGUUCAUACGAGCGGCCACAAACUGUGGGAUUGUAGAGAGCAUAUUGAACUGGGUGAAAUUCAAGGCGCAGACGCAACUGAAUAAGAAGUGUUCUUCAGUAAAGUACAGCAAGAUUAAAGGCAUCCCUAAGCUGGAUGAUGCCAACGAUGCAGGCGGAAAGCACUCAUCUGAGUGUACGCUCAUCCUCACAGAGGGAGACUCUGCAAAGUCGCUUGCUGUUUCAGGACUUGGGGUCAUAGGUCGGGAUCGCUAUGGGGUCUUUCCGCUCAGGGGUAAGAUCCUGAAUGUGCGAGAAGCCACACACAAGCAGAUCAUGGAGAAUGCUGAAAUCAACAACAUUAUUAAAAUCGUUGGUCUUCAGUACAAGAAGAGCUAUGAUGAUGCCGAGUCCCUGCGCACGCUGCGCUACGGCAAGAUCAUGAUUAUGACCGAUCAGGAUCAAGAUGGCUCUCACAUCAAAGGUCUCUUGAUUAAUUUUUUCCACCACAACUGGCCAUCCCUGCUGAAGCAUGCCUUCUUGGAGGAGUUCAUCACCCCUAUUGUCAAGGUAACCAAGAAUAAGCAGGAGCUGGCUUUUUACAGCAUUCCAGAGUUUGAGGAAUGGAAGAAACAAACAGAAAAUUUCAAAAGCUGGCACAUAAAGUAUUACAAAGGUUUGGGUACAAGUACGAGCAAAGAAGCGAAGGAGUAUUUUGCAGACAUGGAAAGGCACAGAGUAAUAUUCCGAUACACUGGCGCAGAGGACGAUGCUGCCAUCACGCUGGCCUUCAGCAAGAAGAAGACUGAUGACAGGAAGGAGUGGCUUACAAACUUCAUGGAGGACAGGCGACAGAGGAGGAUGCACGGCCUGCCAGAGCAAUAUUUGUAUGGCACGCAGACAAAGCAUCUGUCCUACAAUGACUUCAUCAACAAAGAACUCAUUCUGUUCUCCAACUCUGACAAUGAAAGGUCCAUUCCAUCCCUUGUUGAUGGCCUGAAGCCGGGCCAGAGGAAAGUGAUGUUUACCUGCUUUAAAAGGAAUGACAAGCGAGAGGUGAAGGUGGCCCAGCUGGCCGGUUCAGUGGCUGAGAUGUCUGCCUACCAUCAUGGCGAGCAAGCCUUGAUGAUGACAAUUGUGAACUUAGCACAGAAUUUUGUGGGCAGCAACAACGUGAACAUCCUGCAGCCACUCGGCCAGUUUGGCACACGAAUCAAUGGCGGCAAGGAUGCUGCCAGUCCCCGUUACAUCUUCACCAUGCUCAGCCCGCUGGCCAAGAUGUUGUUCCCGGCUGUUGAUUCCUCCCUGCUUAAGUUCCUUUACGAUGACAACCAGAAAGUGGAGCCGGAGUGGUACAUUCCCAUCAUCCCUAUGGUCCUUGUGAAUGGUGCCGAGGGUAUUGGGACUGGUUGGGCGUGCAAAAUCCCCAACUACGACCCACGCGAGAUCGUGAACAACAUCAAUCGCAUGCUCAACCACCAAGACCCGCUGCCUAUGCUUCCAAGCUAUAAGAACUUCAAGGGUGUUAUUCAUGAGCUGGGCCAGAACCAAUACUUGGUCAGUGGAGAGGUGUCUGUCCUGGACAAGAACACUAUUGAGAUCACAGAGCUGCCUGUUCGCACCUGGACACAGACGUACAAGGAGUCUGUGCUAGAGCCCAUGCUACAGGGCAGUGAGAAGACCCCGGCCUUGAUCACUGACUACAAAGAGUACCACACUGAUACCACGGUCAAGUUCGUGGUGCGCAUGACCGAGGAAAAGCUGGCCCAGGCUGAGGCCGUUGGCCUCCACAAGGUCUUCAAGUUGCAGUCCACCCUCACAUGCAACUCCAUGGUGUUGUUUGACCACAUGGGCUGCUUGAAGAGGUAUGAGUCUGUGCAGGAUAUCCUGAAGGAGUUCUUUGAACUUCGGUUGCACUACUAUAAGCUGAGAAAAGAUUGGUUGAUAGGCAUGUUGGGGGCAGAGUCAGCCAAACUGUCAAAUCAGGCACGCUUUGUGCUGGAGAAGAUUGAAGGAAAGCUGUCUAUUGAAAACAAAUCGAAGAAGGACCUAAUCAGGAUGUUGGUCCAGAGGGGCUACGAGUCGGACCCUGUAGCUGCGUGGAACAAAGCCCAGGAAAAGUCUAUGGAGGAUGACGACAAGGAUAACGAAGACAGCGAUGGUUCCAUCCACUCUGGCUCGUCGUCAGGACCCGACUUCAACUACAUCCUGGGGAUGCAAUUGUGGUGCCUCACCAAGGAGAAGGUGGAAGACCUAUUGAAACAAAGGGAUGCAAAGAAAGCAGAGCUGAAUGAGCUUCAGCGGAAGUUGCCAGAGGACCUGUGGAAGAAGGAUCUGGCUGACUUUAUCAAGGAGCUUGAUAGGGUGGAGGCACAAGAGAGGGAGGAUAUAAACGCAGGCAAAACCACCAAGCUGGUGAAGGGAAAGAUAGGGAAGCCCAAGGUGAAAAAGAUGCAGCUGGAGGAGACCCUGCCAUCACCGUUUGGCCGUAGGAUUGUCCCCCAGAUCACCCAGGCAAUGAAGGCUGACGCCUCCAGGAAGAUGACCAAGAAGAAGAAGGGUGAGAUGGACCUUUCGGUGAAGAUGGAGUUUGAUGAUGAGCUGGGGGCCAUUGGCGCUGAGGGGGGGACAGUAGAGAACUCUGCCUUGGCUCCAGCCCCAGGGAAGGCUAAGGCUCCCCGUGUCAAGAAGGAAAAGAAGGAGCCAGCUACUCCCCGAGCAAAGAAACCACCAGGAGCCAAGGGGUCUGUCAAGAAGGGGAAAAAGAGGAACCCUUGGUCAGAUGACGAAUCACGAUCAGACAGCGACCUGGAUGAGAGCGACGCUGUAGUCAUUCCCCGAGAGACCAAGAGCCAGCGAACAUCAGCUGGAAAACCCAAGUAUACAUUUGACUUCUCGGAGGAAGAGGAAGAAGAUGCAGACGAAGAGCCAGAGGAUGACGACGUGGCAUCUUCUCCUGUCAGGUCGUACAAGGACUUCCCUGCUGCCUCAGAGACCAAGGGUCAGUAUGAUGAGGACGAGGAUGAUGACGAUGAAGAUGACAUAACACAGAAACCAGCCCUCACCAUGUCCACUUCACCAGCAAAGAAAGAAUCAGAGAGCAUGUUCUCUUCCAAGAUGGCAUAUUCCGAGAAGAGCAACGACAGUGACGGGCUGAAGUUUGACAGCGAUGAAGAUGACAACAGCCCACCAUUCUACUCCACCAGCUCUGUUUUUGACAAACCUGCCCCAACAAAGAAAGCAGCCAAGAAGCCUUCGGACGCGACUCCCAAGCCCAAGAAAGCACCAAAACCCAAGAAGCCCAACACCUCGAUCUUUGACUCCGACUCAGACGGAGGAGCUGCCAAAAAGCCAACAGCGUUGAAAGGGAAAAGUCGGGGGAGGAAGAGGAAGCACUCUGGCUCAGAGGAGGAUGAGUACAGUCCAAUGAAGAAGUCUAAGAAAGCACCAGCUAACCGGAAGUCGAAGAAAGCCACAUCGGACGACGACGACUUGGACACAAACAGCUUUGGAAGGUCAGAGGCGCCGUCAAGAGACCGGCCAGGCAGGGCAAAAAAGGAGGUGAAAUAUUUUGCGGAGUCAGAUGAGGAGGAGGACGAUCAGUACGAUAUGUUUGACUAGGUGCUUCGAGUCACCAGCUCCAGCAACACACACACACACACCCACACACACUUGUGGAACAACUCCCGUCCGUAGUCCUGCAACUUUUGUACAUUUUCCUUUUAUGGUUUUCUUUUUUGUGACGUUAAAUGCUUUCUACUGUGUAGGUGUUUUACACUUUUUAUUACACAUAUACAGUUUUUGUUUUUUAUCAUUGAAAUGUUAUGUAUUUGUCCCGAGCGGCUUUUAGAAGUUUAGAUUGCUGUGCCUAAGCACAUCUUUUAAUUGUUAAAA